This is a messenger RNA of Mollisia scopiformis, 1719 nucleotides long. Its product is annotated as flavin-binding monooxygenase. Bases 1 to 1719 code for a protein of 572 amino acids. NCBI's taxonomy places the organism in Eukaryota, Fungi, Ascomycota, Leotiomycetes, Helotiales, Mollisiaceae. The transcript is spliced from 5 exons. Gene Ontology annotation, molecular function: N,N-dimethylaniline monooxygenase activity; flavin adenine dinucleotide binding; NADP binding. The record is from RefSeq and is a predicted model, not a curated record.
AUGCUUACGAUUAAGGAUGAGCCGGUGGAGAAUCUGAGACCGCUUAAAGUGAGAGUGAUUGGAGCUGGCUAUUCUGGGAUAUAUCUGGGAAUCAGGAUACCGCAACGUCUGAGGAAUGUCGACCUUCAAAUCUAUGAGAAGAAUGAGGGGAUAGGAGGAACAUGGUGGGAGAAUAGAUACCCAGGUUGUGCAUGCGACAUUCCGUCGCACAGCUACCAAUACUCUUUCGACCCAAAUCCAAAUUGGUCGGCGUUCUACGCUCCAGCGAAGGAGAUCUGUGCCUAUCUUCACGGUAUUGCAGACAAAUACGGUGUCAUGAGACACGUGAAAUUGUCACACAAGAUCACAUCUUGCAAGUGGAACGAUUACACCAAGAAAUGGGAACUCACAGUAGAAAAUGUGAAAACGGGAGAAACCAUCAAUGAUGAUGCGGACGUCCUUCUCUCAGCGCGAGGCAACUUGAAUGACUUCGUUUGGCCAAAGAUACCAGGAUUCGAGACUUUCAAAGGGGAGGUGAUGCAUUCAGCAGCAUGGAACCAGCAAUACGACUUUAAGAAUAAAAGAGUAGGAGUAAUAGGAGGAGGUUCAAGCUCCAUCCAGAUUGUCCCAAAUUUGCAGAAGGUGGAAGGUAUCCAGCUUUCAUGUUUUGUAAGGAGCAGAACCUGGAUCUCAAACCCUUUUGGCGACAGCGCCAUGGAAAAACUAGGUUUAGAUCCAGCGAAACUCGACUUCUCACCCGAACAACGAGAAGAAUUCGCCAACAAUCCCCAAAGGUUCCUCGAAUUCCGCAAACUCAUCGAAGUAGACGGGAACACCAUCCACGGCGUAACAUUCAAAGACUCCGACAUGCAAACCGAAGCCGUCAAAUCCUUCCGCGCCAUGAUGAAGAAGCGCCUCGCCAAGAAACCCGAAAUCGUCGACGCCCUAACUCCCUCCUUCAGCGUCGGCUGUCGACGUCUCACUCCCGGCCCCGGCUACCUCGAAGCCCUGGUCGAAGACAACGUUGAUUUCAUCUCCACGCCCAUAUCCUCCAUCUCCCCCACCAGCAUCAACCUCUCCGACGGCCGCAAUAUCGAAAUCGACGCCCUCGUCUGCGCCACCGGCUUCAACUCCUCCUCGCGGCCCCCCUUCGAAAUCUACGGCAAGAACGGCGUCUCGCUCCAAAAACGCUUCACGCCUUACCCCGAAACAUACCUCACCAUGGGCGUCGACGGCUUCCCGAACUUCUUCAUGAUGCUCGGGCCCAACUCGGCCAUCGGCUCGGGGUCCCUGACCAUGAUGAUCGAGACCGAGGGCGACUACAUCAUCAAAUGCAUCCGCAAGCUCCAAAAAGAAGACUAUACCACCAUCACGCCCAAACUCGCGCGCGUAAAAGACUUUUCCGAGUACUGCGCCGAAUAUUUCAAGAAGACGGUGUACAUGGAUGAGUGCAACUCGUGGUACCGAUCCGAGGGCGGCAAGGGGGACCGCAUCACGGGGCUGUGGCCGGGGAGUACGUUGCAUUGUCUGGAGACGUUGAGGGCGCCGCGGUGGGAGGACUACGAGUUUGAGAGUCGCGAGGAGAAUCGGUUGAGGUGGUUGGGGAAUGGGUGGAGUGUUACGCAGGUGGAGGGGGGCGGGGAUCCGGCGUGGUAUUUGGAGCCCGGGAUGGUGGAUGUGCCGAGGGAGGGGAGGCCCGAGGAUGAUGAGGUGGGGAGGUUGAGGCCUUGGUCUUAUUGA